ACUUUGAAGUUAACACAGCACAUACACAGGCACACACAAACACACCCAACUUAAAUAUACUUAAUUGAGUCUCGACAUGGAAGCUUUACGACGCUUCAAGACAAGGAGCCACAUCGUUUCGGCGCUACCAUCCAAUCAGCGGGAGGACUUCUAUUUGCGUCUAGUAGACCUCUAUGGGCAAUACGAGUGUCUAUGGAACAGCAACUGUCUGGAAUUUCAAAAUGUUGCUGUCAAACGGCGAGCCUGGGAGUCUAUUGCACGAGCCCUGGGGGGUCGAGUGACCGCCGAGUUCGUGAAGAAUCGCAUCAAUGGCAUGCGCUAUAGACUAAAUGUCUACAAACUGCAGGAAAUUGAAUAUGAAAUGAGCGCAGGCCAAAGCAAGCGACCGGAGAAGCUCUUCUACAUGGAUCGCUUUGCUUUUCUGGACAAGGUCUCGGCGGUGGCGAAUGAAGAGGCGCUGCUAAAAGAGAGCAAAAGUUCUGGUAGCCUUUUGGACUCGAUCAAGGCAAAGUCUGAAACCUCCACAACGUCCAGCUCUAAGUCGGAAGUGUCAAAGCCGCCAAGCAUAGCCUCUAUAGUCAAGCAGCGUCUUCUGCAGGAUCAGCGUCUUCGUAACUUGACCGCAACACGCGAAAGACUGGAAAGUGACAUUGCGUCGGCUAAUCGACCUCAAUCGACAUUGUUCACACCGCCUCCAUCGUCUCCGCAGCUGAUAGCGUAUCCAGGCGAGUCGAUAUCGCGCACCCAGAUGUCCACGCGUUCCAAAAAGCCGAUGGCCAUUUUUGAACGUUCGCGUCCUCGUCUGGACCACAGAGCUAAGCCGCAACCGCCAGCUGUGGUGAUCCCGAUGGUGCCACCGCAGGACUCUGUAGCGCUGCUACCCUCCGAUGAGGAAGAACUCUAUCGCAUGCACUGGAAAGUGCGACAACAACUGCGGACCCGUCGUUCCACGCGCAUGCGCAGUGGUCUGGAAAUAAUGCCGCCCACAGCGCGAUUUCGGGAGCUGGAGCAGAUUCCGACGCUGCGACUCAGCAACAGCGAUAUGUCCAAGUGAAAUUGUUUUCAAUUGUUUGCUGCACGCCCCGGUUAGGAGUUAAGGAGAGACACUGACUUUAACCACCGCCCAACUUCAAAUAAAGUAUCCAUGCAAUGGGGACCGAAUCCAAAAUUUAAAAGAAAAACGUGAUCCUUUUACAGAAACAAUAAUUUUAGUCAGCAAAUACAAACAUACACAUUC
Molecule: messenger RNA, 1237 nt
Organism: Scaptodrosophila lebanonensis
Lineage: Eukaryota; Metazoa; Arthropoda; Insecta; Diptera; Drosophilidae
Exons: 1
Coding region: 77-1054 (325 amino acids)
Source: RefSeq, a predicted model, not a curated record